AUGGGCUCCAGCCCCCGGCGGGCCAUAAACUCUCUCUCUCCGGACUCUGACCACGGAUUUGACGCCCUGCGGGCUAUAAGCUCCGGAGGCCCCAACUCCCAGUCAGGCUCAGACCGGGAUCCUAUGGCCGGGACUGUCGAUCCGAACUCCAAAAUCACGUGUUUCUUGUCAAAUUGUGACGAUCACCAGUUGCUGCAGUUGACGAGAUUCUACCGAGACCGACUGGAGCAGGCGAUUGAAGAGGGGGUGGAGGGCAUCGGUCUCCUGUUAACAGGCGCAGACCAAUUCACCGGCCAAGAGUAUCACAAGGUUACUCAGCUCGCUGAAAAAGGUAGCAGGAAGAACGGUUCCAAACUACUUCUGAACCUAGUAAUGGAGAAAGGGUCUCGGGCUCGGAGGGUGAUGUGGGAGUCUUUCGUAGAAAUUCGCCAGACCUUACCGAAGCUGAGGAAGAUAGUGCAAGAAAUCGAGGAGCACGUGGCUCAAGAUAAACACAAGGAGACUUUGCGGGUGCAAACUGAAACUCUGAGAGUGAGCACCAUAUUGAUGAAGGAGAAGGUGAAGGUUUUCCAGCUGGUUGAUCGAUACGCUGAGCUCACGGUCAUUUCUACUGUUCGAGAUCGCAGGCUGGUGGAACAUGAGCUGCUGGCAAGAGGCAGAGACCAUGAAGAGUGGAGAGAGAAACAUCUCCGGAGGGAGCUGGAUAAAAUCCCGACAGAACACUUGUUCCAUAAAAGUUACUCACGUCGAUUUCUACGUGAUAUAAAGAAAUACUUCAAGAAAAGUUCUACUGGGAGUUCUGCUGUUGUCGCCGGCGUCCCUGGAAUCGGAAAAACAACAAUGAUACAAAAGAUUGUUUAUGAUUGGUCGACAGGGCAAAUAUACCAAGAAUUCCAGUUUGUAUUCAGUUUCAACUUCCGGGAUUUAAACUCAAUUAACUGUAGAAUAAACAUGAGAGACUUGAUUCUGGAUCAGUAUCCUUACUUAGGGAAUAUCGUGACAGAGCUCUGGAAGAACCCAGAGGGACUACUUUUUAUUUUCGAUGGUUUGGAUGAAUUCAAGUACAGAAUCGACUUUGGCAUCAAUUCAGGAGACACGGAACCUUUGUACAUGUGCACAGAUCCAGAACGUGUGUGUGAAGUAUCUGACAUCGUGUACAGUUUAAUCCAGAACAAGCUGCUCCCCGGGUGUUCAGUGCUGGUGACCACCCGCCCCACAGCGUUGCAUUUAUUGGAAAAGGCAGAUAUCAGUGUCUGGUCGGAAAUCCUAGGAUUUGUUGGUGAGCAAAGGAAGGAAUAUUUCAACAAAUUUUUCAAAGACCAGGCAGUGGCAGCAGAUGUCUUUAAAUACGUUGAGGAGAACGGGAUUCUGUACACCAUGAGCUACAACCCCUCUUACUGCUGGAUCCUCGCCCUGGCCCUGGGCCCGUUCUUCACAAAAAGAGACAGGGACCUCCAGCGUGUUCCCAAGACCAUUACCCAACUGUAUUCCUACUAUAUAUACAACAUUCUGAAAAACCACGGCCGUGAGAUUGACAACCCCCGUGAUAUGUUACUCAGGGUUGGUCAGAUGGCCUUCAGAGGAUUGUCUGAGAAGAAGAUUGUGUUUACAGAUGGAGAUUUGAUCAAGUACAAUCUACAGUCUUCCCAGUUCCUGUCCGGGUUCCUGAUGGAGCUUUUGGAGAGAGAGGAUUCUGUCCGGAGCGUGGUGUACACAUUCCCACACCUGACCAUCCAAGAGUUUGUAGCCGCCCUUGCACAAUUCCUGACUCCAGAACGUAGAGACAUUAUGAGGCUCCUGACUGAAGUCCAAAGUACAACGGAUGGGCGAUUUGAGGUAUUUCUCCGUUUUGUUGCGGGCCUUUCUUCCCCAGGGUCAGCAUGGCGCUUGGAAGAGUUUCUUGGCCCAUUUCCACAUCAAACAAUCUGCCGGGUGAUUGAUUGGGUGAAGGAGGAAGUUGCACGUCAAGCUAGAAACACAUGGAGUGAAGCCGGUAAACGGAAUCUCAUUAAUACGUUGCACUACCUGUUUGAGUCUCAGAAUAGUGGACUGGCUCAGGCCAUACUGGGAUCGAUGGAAACACUCUCAUUCAGUGGACUGCGAUUCACUCCGAUUGACUGCACCGUCCUGUCUUACUCCAUUGAGUUCUGCGAUUCAGUCAAACAUCUCGAUCUAUGGGGGUGCCGCAUCGAGAGUGAAGGCCUCCACCGUCUGGUUCUCGUGCUGCACAAAUGCCAGCAAUUAGGACUAGGCAGUAAUGACCUGGGAGAUUCGGGAGCGAAACUGGUGUCUCUGGCUCUGAGAAACCCGGAAUGUAAAAUACAGAAUCUGGGUCUGUACAAGACAGGUCUCACUGAUUCUUGCACCAAGGAUCUCGCCUCCGCUCUCUGUAAAAACACUUCUCUGAAUGUAUUGGAUCUGGGAUCGAACUCAUUCACAGAUCGAUCUGUCCCCGCUCUCCGCCGCUUCAUACUGACCGCCGCAAGUCUGCAGUUGAUUGACUCAUUAGAAGCAGAUGGGAACUUGCACCUCCUGUGGAAAAUAAUUGAAGAUGACUCUGAAAACUCCAGCCAGCUGUUCGGCGAAGAUUUUCACAUCAUCAUCAGGACCUGA
Hypanus sabinus (Atlantic stingray) is the source of this 2613-nucleotide messenger RNA. Its product is annotated as NACHT, LRR and PYD domains-containing protein 3-like. The transcript is spliced from 7 exons. The record is from RefSeq and is a predicted model, not a curated record. The coding region runs from base 1 to 2613 and encodes 870 amino acids. NCBI's taxonomy places the organism in Eukaryota, Metazoa, Chordata, Chondrichthyes, Myliobatiformes, Dasyatidae. Gene Ontology annotation, molecular function: protein binding. Gene Ontology annotation, cellular component: cytoplasm.